Pyrus x bretschneideri (Chinese white pear) is the source of this 2189-nucleotide messenger RNA. RefSeq names its product putative pentatricopeptide repeat-containing protein At3g08820. The transcript has a single exon. Gene Ontology annotation, biological process: RNA modification. NCBI's taxonomy places the organism in Eukaryota, Viridiplantae, Streptophyta, Magnoliopsida, Rosales, Rosaceae. Gene Ontology annotation, molecular function: RNA binding; zinc ion binding; protein binding. The record is from RefSeq and is a predicted model, not a curated record. Bases 76 to 2145 code for a protein of 689 amino acids.
UUGGUGGGAAAAUGAGCAAUACAAAACGACCGUUGAGUAAUUGCCCUCCAAAAUUCUUCCAGUCUCAAACAGGUUAUGACAGCCAUAGCCAACAGAGCAUCCUCCCCUGCAUUUUCCAAAGCCUUAGAAACCAAGCAAUGCCUCCUUCAAGGCUUCACCUCCUUCAACCACCUCAAACACGCCCACGCCCGGCUCCUUCGCCUUGGCCUCGACCAAGACAACUAUCUUCUCAACCUGGUCCUCCGCUCCGGCUUCGAUUUCGGUCACACCGCUUACUCCCGCCACGUCUUCCGCCAAACCGCGCAGCCCAACAUCUUCCUCUGGAACACCAUGAUCCGCGGCUUGGUUUCCAACGAUUGCUUCGACGACGCGAUCCAAUUCUACGGCUCGAUGCGGAAAGAUGGAUUCUUACCGAAUAGCUUUACUUACCCUUUUGUUCUGAAAGCAUGUGCGAGGCGAUCAGACUUCCAAUUGGGGCUGAACAUUCAUACCCUUGUGGUGAAAACUGGGUUCGACUUCGAUGUUUAUGUUAAAACCAGUUUGCUCUGCUUAUAUGCGAAAUGUGGGUAUUUGGAACAUGCACAUAAGGUAUUUGAUGAAAUGCCGGAGAAAAAUGUUGUUUCUUGGACUGCCAUGAUUUGUGGGUACAUUGAAGCUCGCCGGUACAGAGAAGCUAUUGAUACGUUUCGCGGGUUGUUGGAGAUGGGUUUGCGGCCUGAUAGUUUUAGCCUUGUUAGGGUUUUAUCUGCGUGUGGGAGGUUAGGGGAUAUAGGCAGUGGGGAAUGGAUUGAUGGAUACAUAAUGGAGAUUGGUAUGGGGAGGAAUGUGUUUGUUGCUACCUCUUUAGUUGAUAUGUUUACCAAGUGCGGAAAUAUGGAGAAAGCUCGUCGCGUCUUUGAUGUGAUGCCCGAGAAGGAUAUAGUUUCUUGGAGCAGCAUGAUUCAGGGAUAUGCAUCAAAUGGGCUUCCUAAAGAAGCCAUAGACCUCUUCUUUCAAAUGCAGAAGGAGAAUUUGAAACCCGAUUGCUAUGCCAUGGUUGGCGUACUUUCUGCUUGUGCAAGAUUAGGAGCGCUUGAAUUAGGGGACUGGGCUAGCCAUUUGAUGGAUAAAGAUGAAUGUUUCACUAACCCAGUUCUUGGUACAGCUCUAAUUGACAUGUAUGCGAAAUGUGGGAACAUGGUCCUUGCUUGGGAAGUCUUUAAGGGGAUGAAGAAAAAAGACCACGUUGUUUGGAAUGCUGUGAUGUCUGGUCUUGCUAUGAAUGGACAUGUCAAAGCUGUGUUUGGACUAUUCGGACAAGUGGUAAAAAUUGGAAUUCGACCUGAUGGAAACACUUUCAUGGGCCUUCUUUGUGGAUGCUGUCAUGCUGGUCUAGUUGAUGAGGGCCGGAGGUAUUUUAAUAACAUGACGAGUGUCUUUUCCUUGACUCCGACAAUUGAGCAUUAUGGAUGUAUGGUGGAUCUUCUUGGCCGUGCAGGUUUGUUGGAUGAAGCUUACGAGUUAAUAAAAAGUAUGCCAAUGGAGGCGAAUUCCAUUGUUUGGGGAGCGCUGUUGGGUGGAUGCCGGCUACAUAGGAAUACCCAAUUGGCUGAACUUGUACUGAAACAACUCAUUGGGCUAGAACCGUGGAACUCAGCACACUAUGUUCUCCUAUCAAAUAUUUACUCUGCAAGUCAUAAAUGGAAUGAGGCAGCAGAUACCAGAUCACAAAUGAGUCGGCAAGGGAUGAAGAAAAUCCCGGGUUGCAGUUGGAUCGAAGUAAAUGGGGUUGUUCACGAAUUCCUUGUCGGAGACGAGUCCCACACAUUGUCAGAUAAGAUAUACGCAAAACUUCACGAGUUGGCUAAGGAAUUGAAAGCAGCAGGUUAUGUUCCGACCACAGAUUUUGUGUUGUUUGACAUAGAAGAGGAAGAAAAGGAGCAUUUCCUUGGCUGUCAUAGCGAGAAGCUGGCCGUUGCAUUUGGUCUGAUCAGCACUGCUCCUACAGAUACUAUCCGAGUUGUGAAGAACCUUCGUGUGUGCGGUGAUUGUCAUGAGGCGAUAAAGCUCAUCUCGAAGAUUACAGGGAGAGAGAUCAUCGUUCGGGACAAUAACCGAUUUCAUUGUUUCAUUGAUGGUUCAUGUUCAUGUAAAGAUUAUUGGUAAUAUUUAAUUUUUCGCUUUUUAGUCAAAAUAGUCAUUGAGAUUUG